Necator americanus (New World hookworm) is the source of this 939-nucleotide messenger RNA. RefSeq lists its product as uncharacterized. Bases 1 to 939 code for a protein of 312 amino acids. Lineage: Eukaryota; Metazoa; Nematoda; Chromadorea; Rhabditida; Ancylostomatidae. The transcript has 8 exons. The record is from RefSeq and is a predicted model, not a curated record.
AUGUGGUUGCAUUGUACUGAAAGGCUACUUCUACUCAACGCUAUUCAUUUAAGUAAGCGUUCAAAUCUUAAAGAAGAAGUGAGCACUCUUAUAGAACAAAGAAAAAGAACGUCUCAGUUAAAUAAAAUGACAGACGAAAGUGAAAAUUUCACUGUACCUGAACCGAGCAGGCAUGAGGAAAAGAUUCCCGUUCUUAAAGGGAUAAUUCUACUACUUCUGAUUGGAGCUGGGCUUAUUUCGGGCGGAUUCUUAUGCGCUGUUUUUCUAUGGGUUGCAUCGAAGAAGAUGCCUUCAACAAAAAGUUGUGGUGAAGAUGUCGGCACUUCUGUGAGAGAUACGGGACCAACUGCAGUUCAGCAAGAGGUGCUCGAUAAGGAUAAGAACGUACUUAUUGAAUCUCAAGCAAAUCAACAAUCAUUUUUGAACAGAAUAGAGUCAACAAGGCUUAAGCAUGCACUGGACAAUGAACAGUCACAUAGCAUUAGGGAGAUUACAUUUGAUCUGGAUCCGACACAUGUUGAGGAAGGAGGGUUAUCAGCAGAUUAUCUUCAGAUAAACGCUGUAUAUAAUCCACCAUCAAGUGGUCAGGGGAAAUCGAACGCUAACAAUAAUAUGAAUGGUACUAAUAAUAACGAGGAAACAGAGAAAAAAUCGGAUACGAAAGCCGCAGAUAUUCAAGCAGAAACGAUUAAUCCGCAGGAAAAAUCAAGCAAAGAGCCGACAAUCGGCUCAGGAGAGAAAAACACUGAUUAUAAUGGAGAAAAGGAGCGGACGAUAACUUCUGACGAAAAAAUUAUUCACGGUUUAGACGUUUCCGAGAUUUUCCACAGUUCCCCACAAGCAAAAACAAACCACAACAAGGAAUCGUUGAAAGUUCCAGGAAGCUCGAUACAACAAAGAAAAGACGAAGAAUUUAAUAGAUUUUUUGAUGUAGAAUAG